AUGUGGGGAAGCCUAGCAGGGGACAAUCUUCAGCUCGACGCGUGGCUUGAGAAUCCCAGUUAUUAUACGUUAGAUUACGAAUCCAGUACCUCAGCCGGGCUCUCGUCCGCAGGAUCGUUGACUGACUUUGUCAAAACAUGUGCCAUCCUCUCCAACGUUGAUGGAUCUGCAUCCCGCAAGAGAUUACGGGAUUGGAACACCUCUGAAACAGUCGAUGGAGAGAAUAAUAGCGCAAGGUUAUGGCAAUCCUGCAUUUGUGACUCGGUGAUUGUAAGAAUUGUAGCAACGGCAAACCGCGGCAAGACCUACGACCCCAAGGUCCACUGCAUUCGGGAUCUCGAGCGCCUGGGAUGUAACAAGCUGAGUCAGGUUCCCGUUCGGGUUCUCGCCGACUGCAAUGCACGCUCUAGCCCACCCGGACGGCGAGGUGGCUACGUCAAAAGCAGCGGCUGCGAGUGGUAUCUUGGUGGUAUCGUGAUGAAACUGUCGUGCUACUCGACCAAAAUCCUUGAGGAUGUCAUCGCGCACGCCCAGGAACCCUUACGCUAUGCAGCUGAGUCUGCUUAA
This is a messenger RNA of Aspergillus nidulans FGSC A4, 567 nucleotides long. RefSeq lists its product as uncharacterized. NCBI's taxonomy places the organism in Eukaryota, Fungi, Ascomycota, Eurotiomycetes, Eurotiales, Aspergillaceae. The transcript has 6 exons. The record is from RefSeq and is a predicted model, not a curated record. The coding region runs from base 1 to 567 and encodes 188 amino acids.